AUGAGUACUGAUAAUUGGAACAUGCUAUAUAUGUACAAUAUUGAUGAUAUAGGAGACUUACCCCGAGGGGGAACAAACGGGGGAGUUCCUCACAUCAGAUCAGCUGAAUUCCGGGGGAGUGAAAAGUCGUUUGGCCACACAGACGCGAUGGUAUAUCAGGGUAAGAUCAAUCAAGGCACUCAAAAGGCAAAAGCUACAGUUGAGGUGAAAAACCAAAACAGGAAAGAAGACACAAGGGUAUUACAAACCAAUAGUGGAGGGAAAAAAAAAGAAGUUGUUCAAAUGUACGCACUGGAUGACCAACCCAAGUCAAAAUAUUUAUCCUCCAAACUUGAGUACAUCGAAAGUGUAGUUCAUCCUGAUAAUGCCGCUCUGCGAGUAAAUUCAACGCAUCAGAAAAUUGGCCAUAAUGACCAACUGUACACACUAACGAAUGAAGAGUUGAAGCUCUUCCUAAAAAAAAGUCCACCAUGGGGGAGGCCAAUCAGCAGGGAGCGGCACGACAGCCCGUCAGACGGUACCUUUUGCGAAACAAGGUCGGAAGAAAUAUGCCUUGUAAAAGGUGUAACCCGUUUGGGGCCCAUUCGUGGACGUAAUGGAUCCUUCCAUGUGCCACUUCCGCAUGAGGAGGAGGAGAAGAAGAAGAAUAAGAAGAAAAAAAAAAAAUUGUUCGUAAAGGGAAAUCCAAAUGGACCCCCCUCGUACGCAUCACACGAACAGGUACAGGUUACGCCCGGUAGCCACUUUGAAGCGAUGGAUGAAGCGGCGCGACAGCAAAGACAUAUGGGGGGAGCACUACCCCAUGUUGAUUAUAACAAGGUGAACGGAGGAACCAGGGAGAAAUAUUCAUGGGGUGUAAAUUGCAAAAGUGUCUACGCACAUGGGUCGGAAAAAUGGGUAGGUCGAAGCAGUCCCAUGGUGGGUCAUCCCAAAGUACUCCAAAAUUUCUCCCACGGGACUGCUAACCCCUUUAGUUAUGAAAGUGAAGACGUCGGUGAGGAGGAGACACCCCGAGUGGCAUCACCACUCCGAAUGGCAUCACCACCCCGCGCAGAUGAACCACAUGUGGGUGUGGCGCGGGAAGCACUAUCGACAAAUAAGCGGCAUGGCAAUUCUUCAUCUAUUAAAAAUUCACCAAGUGGAAGCACCGAUAGGGGAGACAACAGGGGUAAUCGGGAGAUCGGUAAAAACGGAGCAGCGGGGGAACAUCACAUUGGGCAGAGCUGUUUGGAGGUGCCGACGAACGCGGAACAUAUCAAAGAAUUAAAUAACCCGUUCGAGGGUUCGAGUGGCACAGUGUUUAGCGCACAUCAUUCAUUUUUGUCAUCGAGGGCGCAGGAGAAGAAGUGUUACAAUGAUGCGAGUGGUGAUCGCGUGGUGGUUAAUUCUUUGGAGGGCCAUAAAAAUGGGCAGUUGCGCGGCUACCCGGGAAAUUUGACCGUUGGGAGGAAACAGGAAAUGAAAAAGGGAGUGAAAAACAAAGCGAAAGGGGGCGCGAAAAAAGGGGAAGUGAGAAAAAUGGAGGAAAAAAAAAUGAGGUGUGAAAUUACCCGUAGUGCACUAGAAGUGAAAAUUACCCCUUUUGCCCAGGCGAGUGGUGGCGGUGUGAAUUCCUCGACGGUUUCGGUCGCGGAGUGUAGGGCGCGCGCAGUGUGCGUCGCCAGGGUUGGAAGCGGAAAAAGCAGAGAAAGUGGAGAAAACGAAGAAAGCGGAGAAAGCGAAGAAAGCGCAGGAAUUGUCACAUUUAACUCAUUUGGCGAAGUGAGCGGCCAGAUUACUGGUGUGACGGUCAGGGAACCCGCUCAGCCCAGCAACUGCCGCGGCACCGCAAGUGCUACCCCCUCGGGUCGCAGUGAUGCGCAAAAAAAGUGUCGCCACGGGGGGGGCCUUACCGCGCGGGGUGUCGUUUCAAUUUGUAGUAAGGGCAGUCGGUGCGGUGGAAAAAUGGGCAAUAAACGGGAAGUUCUCAGGGGGGGCAGUGGCACCAGUGAUAGUAGCGACCGCCUUGACCGCGCUAAUGGCACUGACCGCAGCAGCCGCUCUAACCGCUCCAACCGCUCCAACCGCUCCAACCGCUCCAACCGCAGUGGUGACGACACCCGAAGCAGUCGCGGCAACCCUUUCACGAGCAAAUCGUGUUCAAAUGUCGAGGAAAAUCGGGGGGCACGCCACCCUGAGAUAGCAGAAGAAUUUUUUUUCUCGCACCUCGGUCGUAGGAUUAACAGCAACAGUUCGUUUAACAUGCUGGCAAAUUCUUCCAACUGGAGGGACUUGCGAAAUGGAGAAAGUGAAGUAAACCGCUGCGAUGAAGUGAUUUUACGUUGUAGCGAACGGAUAGGCUGCAUGGCGGAUGGCGAUGGGAAGAGCAGGGUCCCCCCGGGUAAGCGGCGUAAUGAAAAGUACGCACCGCGUUGUGCAGAUGAUUACAGGGGAGGCAACACCGGUGAUGUUCCUGGGGAGGGCCCCAGUCGCGAGCGAGUGAAGCUCCCGAGUAAUGACGAAGACGCACUAAACAGCUUCGACGUGACGUCGGAGUGCGGCAGCCUCGGAUUGGGGGAGGAUCAGCAGCAGGAUCAGCAGCAGGAUCAGCAGCAGGAUCAGCAGCAGGAGCGGCAGGCCUGCUCGAGCAACGACACCCUAGUGAAGGACAUCGAAGAGUUUAAAAUGGACAAACUUUUUUUUGAAGAAAUUUACACAUACAGGGUAAACGAAAGGAGCGACGAGGGUGCAGGCAUGUCAAGCAGCGGUAUGGGUAGUGGGGGUGCGCCCGGCGGUGUGAUCCCCCCCGGGAGGAACCCCUUCGAGCGCCGCCUCGGAGAAGCGCCCAGAAACGUACUCUGCGACGAAGCCCUGCGAGGGGCAGAUUUGACCAAAAUGGUGCUAAACAAAAGAUGCUACGAACACAUAAAUGAUGAGGUAAAAAAUUUGAUGAAGGAGGAGGAAGAAUACCAAGUGGAGAUGAACGUAGGGUUGAUGUUCCGGAAAUAUAUUUCCAUUGUGGUCACUCUGGCCUGUAACUACCUGCUGAUUAAGCUGAAUGAUAAAAAUAUAAUAACGUGCAUCCCGUAUGACAACAUUUUAAAUGUGAGCAUAGUUAAGAGGAGCAAGAAGAAGAAGGACAGAUACGUAUUCAAAUUGGUAUACAUUUUUAAGAAAAAAGAUCGCUACGAAAAGAACGUCACUUUGUUAUUCCGAUCGAGCGAUAUGGAAGUGUUUGAACAGAUUGGCAACAAAGUAGAACCCAUUUGGAAAGGGAACCAAGUUAGAUGUAAGGAGUAUCUAACCAUAGAAUCGGUUCACACCUACAUGGUAGAGAAACAAAAAAUGGUUUACCUACUCUAUUUGAAGCAUCUCCUUCAGAUAGUCGAUAGGGUGUGUAGACGGCACGUUUUGAAACAUGCCUUUAUUGAAUUGCAAAUAAAAUGUUAUUACGAAAAGGGACUUGAACAAGAAAAAAAGAAACAAGAAAAGAUACUGAAAAAUGUGGUAGAUAAAUUACAAUUCUAUGUUAGAAAAAAAAUGCAAAAUUAUUUUAACUUUUUAAUGAUAAAAAGUUAUGAAACAAAUUUUGUAACUUAUCAAGUGAAGACAAAUAAUAUGUUAUUCAAUUUACUCGUUAAGGAAAAAAGUAGCUACCAAGAAAUUGUAGAUCGGCAAAGUCUCCUCCUUCUCUUUCAUUCCUUGUCUAACUUGUACAAAAGAAAAAUGAGUAGUUACUUCCAGCUGUUUUUACAUAAUAAUAGAACCCUAAGUCGGAGGAAGAAUGCUGUAUGUUAUUCACUCACUCGUGUAAAUAGCAUUUUGGCAAACUACGAACGAAGGGUAAAGGGGUACGUGUUGUCCAAGUUAAAAUUCCACUAUGAUUAUGUAACUUAUUUUGUUUUCACGAUGUAUAAGGUGUACCUUCGAAGAGUAUUCCUCGGUUACAUUCGCUUGCGGGAUAAUCGAAUCGGCAAGAAGAUUUUCCUUGAGAAGAAUGUCUUUCGGAUAAUAAAAGUCAUUUGUAGGAUGGUCCAACGUCAGAAGUAUUACGCCUUUUUGCAAAUACAGAAAAAUUUUUUUCAUCAAAUGGAGAGGAAGAACAAACUGGCCUGCGACAAUUUAAUGUAUGCUAAUAAUGAGCUGUGUCAGCACUUGGACAAAGCGACGUUGGAAAAGGGGAUCCACAGGGCAGAGUGCUUUUUCAAGUUUAAGAUGAAGGAGUAUUUGCUAAAGUAUUUUUUCCUAUUGAGGGGUCCACAGGUAGGAAAUAUAGUGCAGGGGAGUACCCCCGUUUUGAAACACUGUGGGGUGUUUUCCUUCAUUUUGAAUAAACUGAUGCAGAGAAAAAUGCAGGACUGGUUCUUCUUCUUCGUGUUGAAGUCGUAUCAACAUAACAAUAGGAGUAGGCUCCUGUACGCGACAAACAGUUUGGAAGUGCUGCUAACCAGCAAGGAACAGUCCAACGUCAUGCACCUGCUGCGGAUGAACGAGGCUUAUCCUCGUCUCUUUCACUAUAGACACUUGACGAAGAUCGAAAUUUUCACCCAAAGUCUGGAUCACUUUGUUACCUUUUGUAAUAGAAAAUGGCUACUCAACUUUCUCCUCAAACUGCAUUAUUUAAAAUAUGAAGAACGCCUCGUAAAAGUGUACAGAUGCAUCGACAGUCUGUACAAAUUCGUCCGUGUGAUCAACAAGCAAAUUCUCGCACGGGUGGAACCCCCCUUCCGGUUGCUCCUCCUCAAUGCGCGCGUCAAACGGGAAAAACUGUUUGCGCAAAAAUUCAAGGCCACCAAAAAGACGCAGCUUAAAUUUAAGUACUCCAAGGCGACCUCCUCUUCGGCCCUGACGGGCCCCGACCCCAGCAGCCUCUGCAGGCGCUACCCCUACUUGUUUUGCAACUCGGACAUAUCUCCCGAGCGCACCACCAUGACUGAUGACAAAUAUUCCCUUCUCUCCAACGACUCCGCGUCCAAUAUCCUUUCUUACGCCUACGAAGACAUGGACAAAAUUAAGCGCAAAAUUCACGACUUCAACACCCGAAUGAACAACGUCAACUUGUAG
Messenger RNA from Plasmodium cynomolgi strain B, 5043 nucleotides. RefSeq lists its product as hypothetical. The record is from RefSeq and is a predicted model, not a curated record. Bases 1 to 5043 code for a protein of 1680 amino acids. Lineage: Eukaryota; Apicomplexa; Aconoidasida; Haemosporida; Plasmodiidae. The transcript is spliced from 4 exons.